GGGAGAGCGGAUAUAGUGAAUGCAGGGUCCGGGGAGACCGGAUAUAGUGAAUGCGGGGUCCGGGGAGAGCGGAUAUAGUGAAUUCAGGGUCCGGGGAGAGCGGAUAUAGUGAAUGCAGGGUUCAGGGAGAGUGGAUAUAGUGAAUGCAGGGUUCAGAGAAAGCGGAUAUAGUGAAUGCAGGGUACGAGGAGAGCGGAUAUAGUGAAUGCAGGAUCCGGGGAGAGCGGAUAUAGUGAAUGCGGGGUCCGGGGAGAGCGGAUAUAGUGAAUGCAGGGGUCCGGGGAGAGCGGAUAUAGUGAAUGCGGGGUCCGGGGAGAGUGGAUAUAGUAAAUGCAGGGUCCGGGGAGAG
Molecule: messenger RNA, 349 nt
Organism: Staurois parvus
Lineage: Eukaryota; Metazoa; Chordata; Amphibia; Anura; Ranidae
Source: the annotation of a GenBank genome assembly